AUGUCUUCACUUCCUUUCCCGCACCGCUUCCAGAGCCAGGCGCAGCUGAACUCUAUGCGCCACCUUCUUGGACGGUUCGCGCCGACGCAAGCCGGGAAGCUUAGGGCCGGCAAGAUCCCCCUCCGCGACCUUGCCGCGGGGGAGUUUGUUCUCUUCAACUCGUUCAUUAUGUGCGGGUUGAGGCACCAAUCGGGGGAUCCGGCCCCCAGCCUGCGCAGGAAUCCUCGGCGUCGGCCCCAAACAGGGCCCCCGCCUGGGUCCACCCCAGAAACCUCCGGACCUAGGGGUCCGGAGCUGGAGGCCACCACACCGCCACGACCCGAAGCCGCCCCCCAGGAGGAGGACGCUAGGCCCGCUGCGGCGGCCGAGGCACCAGCGGCCGCGCCGGGCGCCGAGGCCAAGCCCUCUCCAGCUGAGCCAGCAGCAGAGGGGGUCGCUGCUGCAGCAGAGGCUGCAGCGCCGGAGACAGCGGAGGUGGCGGAGACAGCGGCACCGGAGGCCGCUGAGGUUACCAGCGCCGCUGCCCCACCAGCGGAGGUGGAGGAACCGGAGGUGGUGCUGGGAAGGCCCCUUCUCCCGAGCGCAGCAGAGAUCCCCCUCCCCCGGCUCCUGGCCAAAUGCCAGCAGGCUCAAGAGGAGCUGGAGGCUGGCAUUCGCCGAGAGUGGGAGAAGCUGGAUGCGGAGUACUUCCGGCUCUCCGACUGGGAGCGCCGCCUGGGGGACCACAUCAAGUCCGCCACCGCCCGGCACACUGAAGAGCGCGCCAAGCUCGUGCUGGAGUGCGAGCUCCUGCAAGAGCAGCUGCAGAAGGCUCGCGAUCGGGAGGCAGCAGCGUUCCAGCGGGAGAAGGCGGCCACGCGGCGGGAAGCGGUAGCCCUUGAGCAGCAAAUCGCGGCGGAGGAGAAGAUGCUGGCGGCGACCGAGAAGGAGCAGGCCGCCCUGGAGCUGGCCAACUAG
Panicum hallii is the source of this 957-nucleotide messenger RNA. RefSeq names its product translation initiation factor IF-2-like. The transcript is spliced from 2 exons. Lineage: Eukaryota; Viridiplantae; Streptophyta; Magnoliopsida; Poales; Poaceae. The coding region runs from base 1 to 957 and encodes 318 amino acids. The record is from RefSeq and is a predicted model, not a curated record.